CGUGUACGCGGAGAAAUAAUUUUACCUCAAAUCUGCAACUGAACAGUGAUUUAUCAAAGAGAUAACUGUCACUGGACCUUCAAAAUAAAGCCUACUUGACUUGAUAAUAAAUUAAUUCGACGCUAACCACAAAUGACACCCCUUUGUUUUCAUACCCCGGACUCGUCUAACUGUUAAUUUUUAAAUCCACCUCCACUGCUUGGUUUUCAUUCAGAAAGAGAAAACUUUAUUUUUGACGGAUAUUUGCGGUCAAACUGCUGAAAAAUGACCCUGACGACAAAGGUAAGCACGGGAACUUUUCGUGUUUUACUCUAUUAUUCUCUCGUCUUUGAAGUUUGUGUCGAGGAGAAGUCACAAUGAGUCAAAAUGAACUCCCAACACAGCUCGUGUUGUUGGAUUGUUGACCUGAAUAAGCUUCAUGUUAGGAUGAUUUUUGUCUCAUGACCUGUUUUGCAUCUCACUUCGAUAUCUAUUUGUAAAGAUAUGCAUUAACUAAGUUUAUAAUAUAUAUAUGAAUGUAUAUAGGGGGAACCACACGUGAUUAUUUUCAAUCGAGGUUUGAGUAAGUCUUGUUAGCUUUAACUUUCGGAUCAAUAUAAUGAUUAAACUAUAGAAAUUAAAAGUGUGUUCAGUGUUAUAUGAACGAUCGGUUUGUGUGGAUUAAACCUGUGUCCCCCUCCUCUUCAUUGGUGUUAGGUUAACGUCCUAAAUGCAGAUACCCACAAAUUCUGGGACAUAAAGUGGGUCAGAUAAACCGGAUUUUGUGUAACUCUCACCAUAAUUGAAGUCGUUCACAUUAAUCCCAGGCCAAAAAAGAAAAACUAGAAACAUUUCCCUCCUUAGAUGAAGGCUUUCCUUUUUUUUUACUUUGGUUGACAAUGUGGAAAAGUAUAUAAACACUCAGUUACUACUGGACUUGUUUUGUUCGGGAGACCCUCAAAAGGCAAAUAUCACCAUUACUUUUUACUGGCUGGAGUAACUGUGCUUUAAUUUACCUUUUGUUAUUUUCCUGUUUGACUUAUUUCUAAAAUCCAAAAGUUUCUUGUGGUGAUAGUUUCCUAAGCCCAAUAAUUUUUGUCUACAUUUAUCUGGAAUGAUUUUUGCUUAAGUUUAGUAGUCUUUGUUAGUAUUAUAUAUUAUAUAUAGAGAUAUUUGGUUGGGAUUGUGUCGAUGCGUUUGCGUUUUUAUACAUAAUUAUAUUGUUGUAUUUUGUCAAAUACAUUGGGUUAUUAGCAUUUUAUAUCUGUCAACCUCCAUCCAUCCGCCCUCGACUGCUUAUCCAGAGUUACUGACUCUGGAUAAUCUUAACUUCCCUCUCCCUGACCACUUCAUCCAGCACUUCCUGGGGGACCCCAAGGCCAGCUGAGAGACAUAGGCUGUGUCCGAAAUGAAUCACUCAAUCCCCAACCCCUAACCCCCAUAUGGAAUUUCACUAUAUAGUUAACUAUGUAGUGAACUCAAUCACUGGAGGUUUCGAACACUACAUGUCAUGACAGGAUGCCCACCACCAGUGAGUGACCAUCUGAUGGUUUUGCAAUGCUUUAUUGGAAAUUUUAAGUCGCCUAUAUAGGGCACUGGAAUUAAUCACUCAGGUUUCGGACACCCCUCAAAAUGAUGCUAACUCCCAUAUAGUCGCCUACAUAGGGGUUAGGGAUCCAUUUGGGACACAGCCAUAGUCUCACCAGUGUGUCCUUGGUCUUACCCGUGGUCUCCUACUGAUAGAGACCACCUCACCAAUAAUGCUUCUAGUAGGCAUCCUGAUAUUGGCCAACCUGCUCUCCUUUCAUCAUUAUUGACACCGAUUAUUGGAAAACUGAUAUCGGUCAACCCUGAUUUAUGACUGUUAUCAAAUAUGAAUGUAGCUUCCCAACCCCAGUGAUAGCAUACCAAAUCUGAAGCAGUGUCCUUUUUCUCAACCUGCUCUCAAACUAUUGAUAACAGCAUUGGCCAUUAAAAAAAUCUGAUUAUGGUCGUCCUCUUCUCAUACAUCCCUAUAACAAAGCAUUUCUAGCUGUCAGUAUUUUCUGUUUUUUUAAUCAUCAUCAUCAUCAUCAUCUUGUUGCUUCAUUGCAUCAUAUCUCUAAAUUACAUGCUUUACAUACUGUAUCAUGUUCAAACUGUAGACCCACUCAUGGACACGCUGCCUAAAGUGUAUUCAAACCUCGACAGGGAACCUUUGAAAAUAGUAUAACUCCACUCCAUCCAUUUACUUGAUUACUGAAGGUUAUUAAAUUCACUGCUGUGAUUUACAUAAUCCUCGUUCUCUGCUUUUUGUCUGCCAACAGGCCCCAUGUUUCAAAUCCAAGUUCAUCACUGCAGAGCUGGCUCGUCUGUUCAGCCAGUCGGACAGUGAGGAGGAGUUCGAGGGAUUCAGCGAAGAGGACGAGGAGGAGGAAGGGGUCAUGGGGUGUUUUGACAAACGGCGAAAGACAAAGGUAUAAGACGGUUGUUUCUGGCCGUGUAUUGUUGCUGAAAUUCAGUAAUACUGCAGCCAAAGCAUCAUAAUAGCUGCCUUUUCUUUCUGUCUCUUCCAGAUGGCUGAUUCAGAGGACGACAGUGACGUGGACACAGGCUUCUACUCUGAUGGAGAGGACGCUGCUCCACAGAAGAGGAAGAGUCUGUUAGUCGCUCUGAGGUGUGUGUGUGUGUGUGUGUGUGUGUGUGUGUGUGUGUGUGUGUGUGUGUGUGAACCUGUUAAGAAACAGAGAAGUGGUUGAAGAAUAUGACAAUACUGUCUUUUAUCUUAUUAUACUGAAACAUGAUGAAACCCUGAUCAGGCUGAAAACAAACAAACAAACUUUGGUUUCACGUGUAUUCACCGUUUCCUCUGAUUGUACAUUGGGUAUCAGGAAGUACCUUUUGUGUUGUUUUUAAUUUUUAUUCUUUUUUUCAUGGAACAAAAAUCAUUCCUGCUCCUCAGGUUUCCUGUCAAAAGAUUGUCCACUCCAAAACAGGACCUGCAGAAGUUAAACACCAACAAGCUGGUCAAAGAUGCUCCUCCUCCACAGAGAGGCAGAGGGAGGCAGAGGAAGCAGCAGCAGAAAGAUGAGGAAGAGGAGAAGGAAGAAGAGGAGGAGGAGGAGGAUCUGUCUCAGAGUCUGAGGAAAAGAAGCAAGAACAUCCAGGAAAACAAGGCCAUGGUGAUGAAAAGUUUUAACUUUUAGACAAACAAUCUUUCUACAUCAAGAUCAGCUCUGCCUUUGUUUGAUGCUGUUUGACUCUGGUCCACUCUGCUGUCUUACAGCUUGCAAAGCUGUUCGCUGAUCUGAGCACCAUGGCCGACCUGGCUCCUCCCAUCACCCCUCAAGUGAGUACAAGCACCAGCAGGAUCUCCUCAAAGCCAACCUCCAGUCUUGAGAAAGAAAGCUGAAGCACAAGUGCCAAAACCUGCAAUUCCCAGAGAGUCCACUUGAAGCUCUCUGUAGAAGCCAUUAAAACCAGAAAGCAUGAAUUAGCAAACAGUGUAGAAAUCUAAGAUAAGUUAGACCCGAAUUAAUCCUUAAAAAAACUGAUAGGUUUCUUCAGUUCUAAAAAAGAGGAAAGAGGGACCAUCUUCAGGAACUCUAACCAAGUCCAGUCACCACCCAGAUACAGUUUCUGAUAUUUUUACUGUUCUGUCUUUUGAACUCUUUUGUUGUAACUUUGUAGAAGAAGAAGAAGACGUCGGAGAGAGCGACACCACGAAAACGCAAGUUUGAGCCCGAGCCGGGGUCAGAGAGGAGAAACCCGUCCCGUAAGGCUCGUCCUCCUGAGAACUUUGCAGUGGAGGAAAAGAGCGAGCCGCAGCCCGCCAGAACCCCGAGGACCAUAGACCUCAGGAGACUGGUGGAGGUACGAUAUACUGUUCACGCUUCACUCUGUGCUCUGACAUCUUCAGCAAACACACAGUCAAAAAAAAAAGUGCUGGGUGAGUGCUGCAUGGGGUCGGAAUAUUGCAAUAUGUGGAUGGCAAUCAAAGCUGGAGAUCUGAGGCACUCUGAUGAAGUUAAAAAUCCUUGACGCGUUUCGACUCACUGGAGUCUUUGUCAGGACAUAGUGAACAAAUUACAGACGCCUGUUUAAGUGCAAAAAACGUAGGUCACGUGACAACAAGUCACCAAAGAGAAAAAAGCGCUGCAUAAGGGUCACAAAACCAACUUUCCAAAAACACUUAGAAUAUUAUGAAGGCAAAGCGAGGGCUCCUGAGUCCAGUACAGUGGCACUGAAAAAGAGCGCAUCAUUGUAGAUUUUUUUCCUCAGAUGCACUCUUUUUCAGUGGUCCUGUGCUGGACUCGGGAGCCCUUGGCUUGCCUUAAUAAUGUUUUAAGUGUUUUUUGAAAGUUGGUUGUGUCACCCUUAUGCAGCGCUUUUCUCUCUUUGGUGACUCGUUGUCACGUGAGGUCACAUGACCUACGUUUUUAGCACUUAAACAGAUGUCAGUAAUUUGUUCACUAUGUCCUGACGAAGACUCCGGUGAGCUGAAAUGCGUCGACACAAUCCCAACCAAAUAAAGGAUUUUAAACUUCAUCAGAGUGCCUCAGAUCUCCAGCUUUGAUCGCCAUCCGCACCGUGGACUUUUAUUAACACCUGAUAGAUAAGUCACUGCUCUCAUGCUUGUUUAGACACACAGCCAAGUUCACUUUUCAAGUGCAGACUGAUUACUGCUAAUUCGACCACUUUGCUGCAUGAAAUGCCUUUUUUUUUUACCCUUUUCUCCAUCAAAGGUCAAAAUCAUGCAUUUACUGGUUUUAAAGAUAAGUAAACAAAGAAAGGUAGACAAAGGUUGUCGAGUGCUGGUUUCAUUGGAAUUGAAGGUAUAUUUAAAACUGGCAUUUAUAAAUCACUGCAUUUCCACUGUGUGCAUUGCUCUGUGUGUAGAUGAAUCACCUCCUUUUUCAAAAUUUUGAACUGCUACAGAGUAAAACACUUUGUGUCCUCUGGACGCGCUGAACAGGUGGAUGAGGAUCACAUUGGUGAGAAGAAAAAGAGGAAGAGCUCCGCUAGGAGGAGCAGGUACGUGGUGAGGUCAGUCGAUGAGAUCACCAAGGAAGACCUGGACAACAUAGCGUACCGCAGCAAAGACAAAAUCUGGGACAAGGAGAAUGUGAGUUUAGGAAGGGUGAUUGAAAGCAGUGCUGUGAGCUGUCAGUGCAUUUCCUUAUCAUGUGUGUUUCUGUGUUUUCUCCUUCAGGGCAGCUCGUGUCACCAGUGCAGACAGAAGACUCUGGACACCAAGACAGUGUGUCGCAGUGGGGUCUGUGUGGGGGUCAAAGGCCAGUUCUGUGGGCCUUGCCUGAAGAACCGCUACGGGGAGGAUGUUCGUGAAGUGCUGCUUGAUCCGGUCAGUGCAAAUGAACACACAGAACUCUUUUGAACUCUUUAAAGGAGGUGGAGGUGGGGUCUCCAGAAACUUCAGAUCUGUCAGAGAGAGAUGCAGAGGAAUUUUAUGAAGUGACGAUAAAACAUAAUUAACCAUAGACCUUUUCUUUUUUCCAGGAUUGGUCAUGUCCAAUCUGCCGAGGGAUGUGCAACUGCAGUCUGUGCCGUAAGAAAGAGGGCCGCUGUGCUACCGGCAUCCUGGUGGGAUUGGCUCGCUAUAACGGCCACGACAACGUCCACGAGUAUCUGGAGAGGUACAAUCCCUUCACCUGCAGCCUUCUCAUUUUUACAGAUAGUUUUUGGAGCUGGAAAACUUACAGACAGGUUAAGAAAGGUGAGAGUUUCUCUGAAAACAGGCAAGCUAAUGCCCUGUGUUGUCUCCAUUAGCAUUCAGAAGGAGCUGGAGUAAAGCCCAGAGAGGAAGACCUGCCGACUCAGCUGAACCUGGAUCAGACUCCCGUGCUGCAGAGUACAGUUAAACCCAACUUGACGCACAUUUCUUUAGGUUUUAAUCAACCUUUUAUCUUUACAGAGAAACAGAAGCGACAAAAAAAGUGUGUUUUUGUUUUUUUAAUGUCACCUUACAGAAGGCACAUACACUGCUGAUAUGUUUUAUAUAUCCUGUUGGAAAGCUGCAUGAGAUGCAGAUGUUGUUUUAAUGUUUUUAAGUACACAAACCUGUGUUGUUGUAUAUUUUCAUUUGAAUAUUUCUACCAUACUUACCACUUUAUUUCCAUGUUUCAUGGUCUCCAGAGCAAAUGCAAAGUUUGUUUUACGGAUGCAAGUAGAGGUUUUUUUAUAGCAACUGGUGAGUAAGUUCACAGCCCUCUUGUCAGUUCACUGUAUAUUUUAAUAAAGAUCCACAUCGUCCAGAAGA
Messenger RNA from Xyrichtys novacula (pearly razorfish), 6235 nucleotides. The record is from the annotation of a GenBank genome assembly. Lineage: Eukaryota; Metazoa; Chordata; Actinopteri; Labriformes; Labridae.